This is a messenger RNA of Phycodurus eques (leafy seadragon), 4649 nucleotides long. RefSeq names its product adenosine deaminase-like (gene mapda). Gene Ontology annotation, biological process: adenosine catabolic process; inosine biosynthetic process. NCBI's taxonomy places the organism in Eukaryota, Metazoa, Chordata, Actinopteri, Syngnathiformes, Syngnathidae. Gene Ontology annotation, molecular function: adenosine deaminase activity. The record is from RefSeq and is a predicted model, not a curated record.
CAAAUGCGUCCUGAAAACACAGCCAGGCCCGUCGUCUUCCGCACAUUAAACUCCAUAAAGAGCUCACAAACUUGCCGCUAUUUAUGUUCUUUUGACGAUGGAUAAGGACGACGUUGUCUUUUAUCGGGAGCUCCCAAAAGUGGAGCUGCACGCUCACCUCAACGGCUCGGUGAGCUUCCAGACCAUGGAGAAGCUCAUGAAGCGAAAGCCACAUCUCAACAUACAACACCACAUGACGGCCAUCGACAAAGGCCAGCGGAGAACUUUGGAAGAGUGCUUUCAGGUCUUCAAGGUCAUUCAUCAGUUGGUGGACACGGAGGAAGACAUCCUGAUGGUGGCCGCAGAUGUAAUCAAGGAGUUUGCAGCUGACGGUGUCAAAUAUUUAGAGCUCAGGAGUACACCGAGAGAGGAGAAGAAAACAGGGUUGACAAAAAACAGCUAUGUGGACACUGUCAUAAAAGCCAUCCAGCAGUGUAAAGAGGAGGAGGUGAACAUUGAUGUCAGGUUCCUAGUGGCCAUCGAUCGCAGGAAUGGGACGGAGGUUGCCAUGGAAACGGUGAAGCUGGCUGAGGACUUCAUGCUUUCCACUGACGGGCUGGUGGUCGGACUCGACCUCAGUGGGGAUCCGACGGUGGGCCAUGGUAAAGACCUGCUUCCUGCCUUACAGAGAGCCAGGAACAGCGGACUUAAGUUAUCGCUGCACCUCUCCGAAGUUCCGUCUCAGCUGGAGGAGUCCGAGCUGCUGCUCAAUCUGCCUCCGGACCGGAUCGGUCACGGCACCUUUCUGCAUCCGGACGUCGGCGGAUCACAGAGCCUUGUUGACAAAGUGGUGAAGAAUAACAUCCCUUUGGAGCUUUGCUUGACAUCAAACGUCAAAGGACAAACUGUACCAUGUUACUCCCAGCAUCACUUUAAGUACUGGUACCAGAUGGGCCACCCAAGCGUCAUCUGUACUGACGAUAAAGGCGUGUUCAGUACAGACUUGUCUCAGGAAUACCAGCUGGCGGCGUCCACGUUCGGUCUGGGUCGCGAGGCCUUGUGGACGCUCUCCCGGCAGGCCAUCGACUUCAUCUUUGCGGCUGACGCCGUGAAGCAGCAGCUCAAGCAAAAGUGGACUCAGUUAGAGCCUCAUCUGCUCAAAUGACAGGUUUAGCCUAGCGUCGUCCAACCGCUUACCUCACUUCAUAGAAAAGGGAAAACGACUACAUUUUUACUUUUACAUCUUUGUAGCAAUCAUAACAUUACAAAAAGUGAAAACACUCGACACUGUUUUGUUUGACACUCUUGCACUGAGGUGCACAAUUUUAAACAAGUGAUGACACUGAAGACAUGCUUAUACACUUCUAUAUUUGGCACAAUUAUUGUGAUUAAAAACAAAAAAAAAGCCAAGCGCUUUUCUGUCCAUUACAAAAAAGUAACUACAUCACAUAUUCACUUAAGCACCUUCUUUCCAAAUUUGCCACGUUUGUCCUUCUUGAACUUUCCGUGCUGCAUGUCCUUCUUCUUCUGCUUUCCGUGCUGAAGACCUCCAUUGCUCGCCACAGCGUUUCCCGCAUCAAGUUUCCUCUUAUUGUCACUGGUGGGAAUGGAUUGAAAAGCACCAACAUGCAUUAGGCUGGAUGCAGGUCCAAGUGCCCGUUUCUGAUUUAAUUCCGAGAUCAGACUGCUUUUUUUUUUUUUGUUUUUUUUUUUUUACUGGAACCGCGUACAUUUCAAAUGACGGAUAUCCGAUAUGACUGCCUUCCUACUGAAACAACCUUUAGGAGCAGACGUAAUUGCAUGUAAACAACUCCACAAGAGUCAAAAUAUCAGGCAGCGACAACACAGAAAUUAACAUUAAUAAAUGUUACAUAGCCUUUAUUUGGCCUUGGCUGACUCUUCCUCCCCCACUGACUUAAAUGAGGGUAACUUAAACAUUACUCCACUGGCCAUCUGCAAUUAUUUUUCCUGAUCGACAAGCCUAUAAUUUUGCAUAUUUACCUAUUUAAUGGUUUAUGCUUUGGCUUUAUAGUGAUACCCCACAUAUUUGCAGUUGGGCAUUCACAGUUUUUGUUUUGUCACCUAUCCUGCUUUAGUCAUUGAAAAAUUGAUGCAGGAUUCGCUGGAUUUGUCACAUUGACGAGGCAUCCAUUAUGCACGUUUACACUGCGCUCGCAUUGGCAGAAAUCCGAUUGCAUGCAUUUGCUGUUGCUACGACGCAUAUCUGAAUCGUGUCACUUGAGCCAUGCAGUGUAAAGGGCAGUGUGACCGAACAGUGUUGGUCCUUACGGCACCUUCUAAUGCUGACCAGCGCCGUGUUCCCAGCUUUCUUCAGCACCUCAUUCCAUUCCUCAUCAUGUCCGCGGAUCUUGUACCUGGAAACGCAAGGAUUAGAGGAUCACGUCGACGUCUAUCUUAUUUCUUACACGGGCUGAGAUGUGCCACACUUACUCUUCUAAGUCAAGGUCCAUCACUUUCUCUUUAUCCCGCUUGUGUUUCUCCUCAAACUCCCUCGCUGCCUCGUUCUGACAAAAGAGAUUUUCACUUUUGGAAAUCAGUAAUGUACGCGGUUGUCAACGAGUUGACAUCUGCACGGCACUAGUACUACUAGUGAAGCACUAGAUGUUAAGUAUAUUUUUAUGUUACUACUAGUACUAGUAGCAUGCCAUGCAGUUGUCAACAAGUACAUCAUUUUGCCCUAGUUCUACUAGUGCAGUAAUAAUCCACCUCAUCAGGGGUUUUAUUUAAAUUAUGAAAUUUCCCCUAAUUUGUCUGAAAAAGUAAUUAUUACAAAUAUAUCUUUUAAAAUAAUCGGUUAAAUGAAUGUGCAGAAUUAAUUAUUUUAUCACUAAAAUUGACAAAUACUUUUGAACUUUUUUUUUUGGGGUCUGUUUUUAAAAUCGACUUGGAGCACAAAAGUUUGCCAACCCCUGCCUCUCAAUUGUCCUCAGGUGUGAAGGGUUUGUUUGUCAAGGGUGUACUCUGGCCAAGAGUCAGCUAAAGGCCUCUUUAUACGCCCGCAUUGCAUCACGUGACCGACGAAUUGCCCCGCGCAGCACCUCUGCGUAGCUUGCGGCGCACUCGACAAAAAUAGUUGCUGCGCGUCGAACGCCACGGAGAUCAUCUCUCGCGAUUGGUCCGUUUUAGUCACAUGCUGUGAUGACGUACCAGCGUGCCCCUCGCUUCUACAUACCAGCUACGUCGCCGCCUUCUCGAUCGAUUUUGCAGCACAAUUAAACGUGUCAUCUAGGUCCAUUUGUUCUGUCGCGGUAGCCGUUGCUGGUGCUUUGUUCCUUGUUACUGAAAGGAAAGUUAAAAACGGCUACCGGAAAUGGCCCAAAAAAAUGCAGCGGAAACUCCACCCUGCGGAGUCCUAGCCAAUACCAGCCGUAGCGACACGCCCGACUUGGAGGAGGACGGCAGCACACUUUCAAAACAGCGCGUGGGUUGCGCUCGAGUAUAAAGGCAAACUACGCGUGGGACAGCCGCAGUGACGUCAGCGUGGGUAUAAAGAAGCCUUAAGAUAGGCUCCAGCUCGCCCACCACCCUGAUGAGGACAAGCUCUAUUAAAAACGGGUGGAUCAAAGUGUUUUUCAUAAAAUUCUGUACUGUAAUUAUAAUGUCUUCUUUGUCAAUUGACUGACUGUUGUCGUACUAGAGCGGCUCCAACUACCGGAGACAAAUUCCUUGUGUGUUUUUUGGACAUACUUGGCAAAUAAAGAUGAUUCUGAUUCUGAUUUGACUAUUGCAUGAGAGUAGGUUAGUGACAGACCACGGCGCGUUCUGGCUUGCUCCGUCGUAAAUAUUAUAAUAUUUGUGAGGCUUCGUAAGAGUGACCUUACCAGAUCAUCAUGAAGGCUUCGGACAGUGGGCUCCAUGGUGACCUCUUUUGUUGUUGCCAUCUCUGCUUCGAUGGCCUUUUCUUGGAUAUUGGUAAAAACCUACAACAAACAGGUGGGUCUCAAUAAAUGAAAAAUAAAGUGAACCCUCGCGAUGAUAUGCUAUGAUAAUAACAAUGAAAUAUAUUUCACUCUUCAAAGUUAUCACAAAAUACUUAUUGAAUUGAACUACCAAAAUAAAUUCUGUUUUCCAUUAUAUUAAAAUUAAAGCUUUAAGCACUUCGCUAGUGACUUUGAUGUUUUCUUUAAGAUCAUACUGCAGCGACUGGUGACUGUGGUGAACUCACUUGCACAAAUUUGCGCGCGAGGCGGUUGAAGAGGCCCAUGAGUUGCGAGCUCGGAAGGUCCAACUCCUUUUCCAACCGCUCCACCGAUUUGUGUUGCAGUCCGAUGCCCAACAGCGUUGCCUGGAAAACAGGAACCGUACGUGACACUCCGUCCAAAAGUCAAAGCGAUUACAGUCGACUCCCCGCAUAGUUGCGGUUCCUUGACCUGGCAAAACGUCUGCAAAUUAUAUAUAUUUUUAAUUUUGUGGCAAAAUACCUUUUACACUAAAGUAUGUCUAUACUUUCGGAGAACAGUUUUGAAUUUACAGUGGUUAUAAUGUCCAUUUUGUAAGGUAUAGUCUCGUGUUUACCUAUUAUGAGUUCAUGUCGUGAGGGCUCUGGUGGGAUGUGAACAGCCAACUUGAAUACAGCACUGAACUAAUUUGUUAGAUGAAGAAAGAAAAAAACGAAAAAAAAAAACGUCCGCACUGCAUUUCAACGUCCA